AUGGCGCUGGCCACUGCCCAUCUCCGCAUUGCACGCCCAACAAACAACCUAGACGCGCUUCUGCCAUUCUACUGCAACGGCCUGGGAUUCGAGAUGCUUGGCUCGUUCCCUGAGCACGAGGGAUUUAGCGGCAUCAUGCUAGGCCACAAGUCGGCGGGCUACCAUCUUGAAUUCACACAGAAAUCUGGCCACGAUGCCGGCCGUGCCCCGACGCAGGAUAACCUGUUGGUUUUUUAUCUCCCGGACGGCGCCAGCUUUGCCCAGGCCGUAACACAAAUGGAACAACAGGGCUUUGCGGUCGUCAGAAGCUUCAACCCCUAUUGGGACCGCUGCGGCAAGUCGUUUGAAGAUCCCGAUGGGUACAGAGUUAGUGCAACGCCGGUCCGACACAAAAGGGUGUCCUGUCCCUCGCCCGUGCCAGUAAUGGAAACAAAACACCGAGGCACGAACUCCAAGGUCUGCCUGAUCUUGCUGACCGCCGUGGCGGCCGCCGUCGGGGUCGAGGGCCAGGAGACCGGCUACCACAUCGACUGGCCCAGGUGGUGCGGCAAAGUCUAUCAGGACGGAUAUCCGAGCUUUGAUCCGGGCGGACAGACGCUGGCUCCCAGCCCUGCCGCCAAUGGGCCCCUCGUCCAUGUGCAGUUCCAGCCGCGGUACAGCCUGUAUCUCGAGAGUGAGAAGCACGGCGAGGUCGUGGUGAAUGCUGCCCUAUCGCCGUACCACGGCAAGCCUUGGCCCAGUACAAACACUACCUCUUCCACUUCGGGUCGUGCCAACAGCCUCAUCUUCUCCAUUAACCUAGUCGAGGACGAUGCCAUUCUAGUCCAGAACACGGUCGCCAUCAACUCAACUGGCAAUGUCUUCCGCUUCGACCUGUCGCGCCUCAAGCCCAGUCUCGAGCCUAUCAAAAUGGUGCUUUACGGCGCACCUGAGGGCGGGCGUCCCACGUGGACGGCCACGAGUUCCUUGUUCUUCCUGCCCGAGAAGACCAACGGCAGUGUAACUCGCAUCGACAACUUCAAUGGCGGCCUGUUCUUCCGGAACGCUGCAUCGGGCCACAAAUUCCAGCCGCUCCUCCCGCACGGCUUCUACGCGUCGUACGAUGGCUUCCUGGGCAACAACAGCACGAGCGAGAUCCAAAACUACGCCGACUUGGGCCUCAACUCCAUGACGCCUCUGACCAUCUACCGCGACUCGGGCCCCGCGUUUGCGUACAUGGACAAGAUCAACCUCAAAUUCAUGUAUAACCUGCGCGAGGGUUACAGAAAUUUGACCUAUGUCCGGGAGCAAGUGCUCGCGGCAAAAGAUGCAGAGGCAAUUUAUUCAUACUGGGGCACAGAUGAGCCAGACGGAUGGCAGGAUCCGUUCGACGCCCCUAGCCUCGCGCGCGAUCUGAUCCGGCAGCUCGACCCGUACCACCCCGUCGCCAUCACGCUCAACUGCCAGAACUAUCACUUUGCCAAGUACAGCGCGGGCGGUGACAUUAUUAUGGAGGACGUGUACCCAAUCGGUAUCAACUCCACCUGGUCCAAAUGGCAUACGGCCUGCAACGCAACGCUCGGCGACUGCGGCUGCGACAACUGCCAAGGCAACGUGCAGGACGUGCCCAACCGGCUGGACGACUACGCCGCUUACGAGUCGUGGCUCGGUCUGUGGCCCAAGACCAAGGCCCACAACCCCCAGAGCUUCCACGGCGAAGACUACUGGCUCCGCGACCCUAGCGUCGACGAGGAGCUCGUCAUGAACGCGCUGGCGCUCAACCACGGCGCGCAGGCCCUGGUGUCGUGGGUGUGGCCCGCCAGCGCGCCGCUCGGUGCCGCUCACGGCGCCAUGGCCAAGGUCGUCGCCGCGUCGCCCGUGGUGGACUUUCUCGUAGGCGGCGACCGGCCGCAUCCCGUCGCGGCCGAGAGCGCGGGCUCUGGGGCUGGCGUGGUUGACGCCGCGUACUGGGUCGUCGGCAAAAAGAUGCUGGUCUCGGUCGUGAACGGCGGCUAUGUCGACAUCAGCGGGACCGUUGCCGUCGCCGUUCCCAAUGCCAUCGGCAUAGCGAGCACGCCGUGGGGCGACGUCGGCUGGCGUCUGCAGGACUCCAAGCUCACCGUUCCCGUGUUGCCCGCUCUCGCUACUAGCAUGGUGAUUCUAGAUCUACGCUAA
Molecule: messenger RNA, 2154 nt
Organism: Lasiosphaeria miniovina
Lineage: Eukaryota; Fungi; Ascomycota; Sordariomycetes; Sordariales; Lasiosphaeriaceae
Exons: 5
Coding region: 1-2154 (717 amino acids)
Source: RefSeq, a predicted model, not a curated record